GCCAGGAGCAAAAAAUCCUCCAAGCGUCUGAUUCUGAACGGUUGUGCGAAAGAAAACUUUUCAGUGACAUAAUUCUUGGACUUCAAAAGGAAAACACGGCGUUAAAAGAUGAAACUUUGAAGCAUCGCACAUCAAUAAUGAAAUUAAAAUGUAAAUUAGCAAAGACAAAAUCAGUUCAUGAAAAUAAGCGGCCAUUUUAUACAAGUCAAUUAUGUUUACCCGUGACUCAACUUAUUCGACCGAGCAGUUUGUCACCAAUUAUAAGUUCCGACAAGGAACAUAUACCCAGCUCCAAUUCAUCAAGUAAAUCUGAUAUUACUUCUGUGAAAAAUGCAAGUUCUUCAAUGAGAAUUCAGAUCGUUGGUGCAGAAAAUACGGAAAACAUUAAAAGAAAGCGCUCAAGUCUUAAAAAUGAUGAUAGUGAGUUAUCAACGAAAACUAAGGAAGUACACAUCCAUGCAUCAUCCCCAGUCGCAGAUUUAACUAGAGAUAUUAAUAAAUACGAAUUAAAGGAAAAUAAUGAAUCAAAAUUUACAAUAGACAUUGCAAAAAAAUCAGAAACGCUUGAUUUUUCCAAGAAACAUAAAAAACAAAGAAAUGACUUAUAUUCAGAAACCAAAAAAGUUAGCGUUUCAGACGGGAGUGAUGAAAAAUCUAACAACCAAGUCCAAAAUAAUUUAAGGCGCUUUGAGCAGAAGAAAUUAAAUGUAAAAAACAGUUUUCAUAAGAUUGAAUAUAAUGAACAAACAAAGUCUGAAAUUCAGCAAACAGUAUCAGUUCAAAUACAGGAGUCAUCAGAAACAUUUGGCGAUCACGUCAGUGAAGUAAAACAUGAACAACAAUCCAUAAAGUAUAAUAGCGUCCAUAACGAAAUGAAUAAAAAUCCACUAUUAGAUAAGGUAAAGCCGGGAAAAAUAAUGCAAAUACCAAAUGUGCUUAUAGAUGUUGAUACAUCAGAUAUGUAUGAAGGAACUUUUAAAGAUAUUGCUAAAAAGAUGAAACCUCUGGAAGAUUGCGUCUUAUAUAGUAAACGCGUUCCUAAUAUUUACUACGCUGAACCAACGUCUUUUGAAUCUGCUCCUCAAGGAGAUAUUCCAAAGUUUUGUACAAAUUGUAAAAUAUCUGUCGAAAAAGAAAAAUUCUGCAGCAAUCAUGUUCAUGAGUGCUCUUAUUUUAGUCGUAAUAAUAUUUCCAGUCCAAGACCUUGCAGAAAUGUUAGAGAUGAAAGAUCUGAUGUUUCAGUAAUUUCUAGUGUUAAUUCUUCAAAUUCACAACGUAGUAAAAGGAACAGGCGAAAUUCAGGGAAGAUCAACAACAUCAACAUUGAAGACAUGGAUGAGAAUGAGUUAUUUAAAAAAGUGUGUAAAAGUUUAGGUGUGCCUUUAACGCCCAUUAGUUCAGAUGCUGAACGUGGAUUUACGAAUAGAUUUUUUGGCAGUAAAGAAAAGGCAAAGCAAGUUAAUACAUUUUCUUUGGGCAGUUCACCCAAACAAAAUGGUAGUAGUGACAAAGGACUUGAACUGACAAAUACUAAUUUAGAUGAAUCUGCACUAUCGACGUUGAGUGAUAGUUCUAGAGAUUGCGCCACGCCUGAUUCUUUGAUUCUAAAUUCUAGCAGCUCUUCUAAAUCAAAAUUAUAAGGUUUGCAGCAAUAUUUUUGAAAAUUUUUAAGAUGUGUUGUAAAUGUUGAAUCAAACAAAAAAGUAAUGUGAAAUUAAAAGAGAACGUGUAAAAAUAUAUAUCU
Molecule: messenger RNA, 1744 nt
Organism: Ctenocephalides felis (cat flea)
Lineage: Eukaryota; Metazoa; Arthropoda; Insecta; Siphonaptera; Pulicidae
Exons: 3
Coding region: 138-1640 (500 amino acids)
Source: RefSeq, a predicted model, not a curated record